CCACGAGUUUCGCAACUCAGCCGUUCCCCGGGCUGGGGAUCCUGGCAGAUGGCAGGCUCUAGAUCUCAAACUUAAAUAUCUCCACGCCAAGUUUCGAAUACCUAAGGCGAGCAGAUUCUCAGACAAGUUAGGUGUGCAUGACAUCUUCAGCGUUUCGGUAGCAUGCAAAUCUUAGAACAACGUAGCAGACUUCUCCAGUUGGAAUCACUGCAAUCUGAGGACUCUGCCUAGUCCUUUCAACGAAUGUUGCAUACGAGGUUGGGGUGGGUGAUGGCAACAUCAGCCUUGCUUCGCCACAUGCGGGCAGUGUCUUCAGCCUCGCGUGCAAUAUGGGAACUGAACACCAUCUCUACCCGUCUGCCUUGAUCCCUCGAGUUGGGACAAUGUAAGUAGCCUUGGAGCGCAGUGUUGUCUGGUCAUCGUUUGCAUAAGUUGCUGUGUCGUGGCAUUACAGAGAUGAGCAAGUCCUCUCGUCCUCACUGAGAUAAUUUUACAUCAUGCCGCUGCUGUUAGCAGACCUUCUGCCACCACCGCAGAAAGCUUUCAUCAAGUCUUCCACAGAACGCAUUGCGGCGGAAGCGACUGAAACCCAACUUGCUUCCAACAAUGGCCGAAAGAGUCCCAGGAACAGACGGCCGAGGCCAGCGCACCCCAUCUUGCUUAAGCCGCCGGAGCUGCCUGAGGAUAACAUCUUCACUCACUUCCAAGACGAAGCCGAUAGAAAGGAUGGUGCGAGCUGUGUGUUUUUGCUAUGGGGCUCUACAGACUCUGAAAGAUUUCCGACUUGGGCUAUAGACGUUCCGAUUGCCGAUUCUAAGAGUGAAGAUGAGAUAUUCACUUCGUUAGCCAAACAGUAUGCUGAAGAACUUGGCUUCUGGCGAAGGUACCUUACAUUCCGCAAAUUUAGUAGACUCAGACCCGUCACCUUUCGAUUGAUCAGCCGUUCUUCAGCGAAAUUUUUAGUCUUCACUGAACCUUUGGACCUGUUAAAAUGCCAUAAAAUCUACUCUCAGCGACGAGAGAAAGCUGGCACGAUUAUUGGUUCGAUAACUCAUAUCGAUUAUGGUCCAUAUCCAGAGGAAUGCUAUCGCGACAGCUCAGGAGAGUGGGAACAUUGUAACAGUGAUUGCCCAUGGAACUCUUCAAGCGGACUUGAUGAUGGCGUCUGUCCGUUUCUCGAAUGGGAAACUUCCAACGAUUGGCUGAACUGGAUUGAGACUGCACCUUUUCUUUCUUCCUACUUCCGUAAUCCGGCUGGUGCUCGCUCUCAAGAUAUACUGAAUGGUUUUGAUGGGCAUUGCUUCAUUCAUAAAUACAGGCAAGUCUUGGGUACACACGUUGUAGAACUUGGUUAACGUCAACAUCAUUAAGGAAGAUCUUUUUGCCACCCGAGCCACCC
Messenger RNA from Alternaria alternata, 1399 nucleotides. RefSeq lists its product as hypothetical. NCBI's taxonomy places the organism in Eukaryota, Fungi, Ascomycota, Dothideomycetes, Pleosporales, Pleosporaceae. The transcript has 2 exons. The record is from RefSeq and is a predicted model, not a curated record. The coding region runs from base 498 to 1355 and encodes 285 amino acids.